GGAGGCUCAGACUUUGAGGAAAUAGUACUUUGAAGGUUUAAUUUUUAGUCAAUGGCGUCAGACCUCCCAGAGGCAACUAGAAAAUAUUUUAGAAAAAGAUUUGAUCAUUUUGAUCGAGAUGGUAUACAGCGAGUGGAUACGAAAUUUUUGCCUAAACUAAUUCGAAUAUGCGGGGGUAUUCCUCUCGAGGCUGAUAUUGAUGAGUUGAAGAUGAUCGCCGAUCCGGGUGGACGGGGUAGCUUUGAUUUCAAUGACUUCUGCAAAUCUCUCAUGCGUUCUUUUCAAAACAGCAUUUUUCCUGAAUCUGUUGUUGAGGCGUUUCGCGACCUCGACCCUGAGUACAAGGGCUUUAUUCCUCAGUAUGAACUUCGAUACCUUUUAACGACUUUGGGGGAUGCACUGAGUGUUGAAGAAAUUAAUGAAUUUACAGAAGAACUAAAAGUUAACUUGGAUAUGGAGGGAAACGUUGUCUAUAGUGAUUUAGUCUUCAAGAUGACUCCAGAGAUUCUUCGAUGAGCUAUUCGAAAUUGUAUGUCUCUACGACCUUGCAUUUUCAUGUAAAUUAACAACUUGUCGUCAGCGCUAUCGCACGCUAGCAUCACAACCGUUUCUUAAGCUUUAUAUUAAAAAUGUAAA
Molecule: messenger RNA, 636 nt
Organism: Phytomonas sp. Hart1
Lineage: Eukaryota; Euglenozoa; Kinetoplastea; Trypanosomatida; Trypanosomatidae
Source: the annotation of a GenBank genome assembly